This is a messenger RNA of Schistocerca nitens (vagrant locust), 492 nucleotides long. RefSeq lists its product as uncharacterized. The coding region runs from base 1 to 492 and encodes 163 amino acids. The transcript has a single exon. The record is from RefSeq and is a predicted model, not a curated record. Lineage: Eukaryota; Metazoa; Arthropoda; Insecta; Orthoptera; Acrididae.
AUGAGGAAAACGCAAAUAUGCGGAAAACGCAAAUAUGGGAAAAACGCAAAUAUGGGAAAAACGCAAAUAUGGGAAAAACGCAAAUAUGGGAAAAACGCAAAUAUGGGAAAAACGCAAAUAUGGGAAAAACGCAAAUAUGGGAAAAACGCAAAUAUGGGGAAAACGCAAAUAUGGGGAAAACGCAAAUAUGGGGAAAACGCAAAUAUGGGGAAAAUGCAAAUAUGGGGAAAACGCAAAUAUGGGGAAAACGCAAAUAUGGGGAAAACGCAAAUAUGGGGAAAACGCAAAUAUGGGAAAAACGCAAAUAUGGGAAAAACGCAAAUAUGGGAAAAACGCAAAUAUGGGAAAAACGCAAAUGUGGGAAAAAAGCAAAUAUGGGAAAAACGCAAAUAUGGGAAAAACGCAAAUAUGGGAAAAACGCAAAUAUGGGAAAAACGCAAAUAUGAGGAAAACGCAAAUAUGAGGAAAACGCAUAUAUGGGAAAACAUUUGA